Molecule: messenger RNA, 2109 nt
Organism: Leguminivora glycinivorella
Lineage: Eukaryota; Metazoa; Arthropoda; Insecta; Lepidoptera; Tortricidae
Exons: 2
Coding region: 234-1466 (410 amino acids)
Source: RefSeq, a predicted model, not a curated record
UCUUACUUUUAGCCUCAAAUGCGUGGUUAAAUUCUUUCGGGUUCUCUUUAUUUUCACCGUGUAUAAUUAAUAUUUAAUUAAUUCGUUAAUUCAAUAUUUAUCAGCAAAGAGAAAAUAAAACAAGCGGAAACCGUUAAUAGCCUACAGAGUAAUUUAAUCAAUUUAUUGGUAAUUAUUUGAAUAUUAAAUACUAAAACUAAGCUUUCUGGAUAAAUAGUACAUCGAUUUAAACAAUGAAAUUAAACUAUGGAGGCAAAAGACAUAUAAAUAAAACAACAUUAAUGGGUAACGUUGUUUUAUUUAUAUUUCUUCCUUAUGCUGCGACAACAAAUGGGAAAGAAUACAAUAUGACAAAAGAAGAAUUAAUCAUAGAAACUCCAAAAGAAAAUGCUUCAACAGAACCGUCUAAUCUGGUAUCGGAACUACUUAAAGCAAUACAAAUAUUAAAUAAACUAGAAAUAGUGAUAAAAAACACAUCUAAUCUUGCACUAUUGCAAACUAUUACAAAAACAGCAAUUAAACCAUCAUGGAAACGAAUUCAAGUACUACAAGUACUAGAACAACUAGAAAAAGCUAUAGAAAAAACAUCGUAUCCAGCAACAGAACCACACACGACGUCUUUAAAAAAAUUAGAGGUUCCUAGAAUUAAUAUAACAAAACCAGGAACAAUCAAAGAAAGGCCAAGAGAUGAUCUUCUAUCUAACGAGGAAUCGAUACUGCAUCAACUACUACUGAACCGAUUAAAAGAAGGAUUAGAAAAACCAUCUAGUAAAAGCCCACAACUUACAGUGGCGACAGAAGGAACGCCCACCGAAACUAUGAAAGAAAAUGCUUUUGCUAAUCAAAAAUCGGUAGUACUUCAACUAGUACUAAAUCAAUUUAAAAAAUUAUUAGAAAAAACAUCUUAUACAGUUUCAGAAACAGCAAUGGAAAAAGAAGAAACCACUAAAGAAAGUUCCAAAGAAAAUAUUGCAUUAAAAUCACCGAAUGUAAAAUCGAAACUAUUAGACAUACUGAAUCAACAAAGAAAAACAGUAGGAAAUCCCUCUAUUCCAGCAUUCAAUCUACUUCAACUAAUACCAUAUCUACUAGAUAAUGCUUCAGUAAAAUUAUCAAAUCCCGAAACGGAACCAGAACAUAAGACUGCAGAGAGUGUCUCCACAAUUAAUAAUGACGAAAGCAUAAACAAUAAAAAAAUAUCAAAUCGCCGCGGAAUGACGCAGGUCGAGAUGGCAAUUUUGAAACAAGCAAUUAUUAAAUCUUUCGAGGAAGCUUUGAAAAAAUUUGAAGCGGAACCACCAGAGUCUCCGAAAUCACCAGCGUCUUCAGAGCCUCCAGGGCCUCCACAGGUUCCAGGGCCUCCACAAGCCCCAGGGUGCGCACCCGUCAUGCCCAUCAUGUAUCCGUUCUACCGCAUGUAUUAUUAUUACCCGUGCUCUUCCUCCUACUUCUACUUCUACGGGUAAUACCUGCGGUUAAUGUAAUGUAUAAUAUAAUACAGUGUGUAAGCUUUAUACGGGCAAUAAAUUAAACCAGGCAUGGAAAUUAUUAGUGUUAUCAUUAAUUACGAGGUGUUUUUAAGUUACUCUUAAUUUUUAUACCAAGUACCUUAUUAUUUUUUUGAAUAGUUUUUGGGUUGCGAUGACAGCCAUGAUAACUGUCAAUGAGGAUUUGACGCCGGAGUGUUUAUUAGGUACAUUGCGAGUCGAAUUAUUUUGUAUGGAUAACAUUUCAAUCAUUUAAGUUGUAAGUAAAAGUUAUCUAAAUAACAUUUCUUAUCACGAAUAUUAAAUUGCUGUUAAUGGAGUUUUUUCCACGCAAUGCUCUACUACUGAGUUAAAAUGAUUUGAAUUUGCAGCCAUACUAAUAUGUGCUCUCCGGUAACACAGCUACAUAUACACUCAUGGAAUGUUUUUAAGUAAUAUAUUAUUGUUAUUUAGAGCCUACUCUGACCCACUGCUGGGCAAUUAGGCAAGUUCGUUAGGUAUGCUAUGUUGGCUUUUAACAUAAAUAUUUAUUAAAUGUUGUAUUUGUUUGAUUUUGUAUUUAUUUGAUUUAUUAUUUGUUGGAUUUUUAUUUCGUGUCAAUGUGUCUGGUUUUAGAUAUGCU